UGCUGGGGGUAACAUUCACAUUUUAUUCUUCUAGUAUUAAUUCUGUCAUUGUGUAUAGUGUUCUCUUGGUUCUACUCAUUUCACUAUUCAUUAGCCUGUGUAGUUCUUUCCCAGUUCCUUAAAAAUUUCCCGGUUCAUCACUACUUACAGCAUAGUACUGUUCAACCACAAUCAUGUACCACAAUUGGUAUAGCCAAUUCCCAAUUAAUGGGCAUCCCUUCAGUUGCCAAUUUGUCAGUAGAUUAAAUUUAAUAGUCUGCCAAGGGGAGUCAUUCAAAGGAAGAGGAUUUGAGGAAGUGGUCUUUAGAGCCCAGGAGGGAGUAAGAGCACAUUGCAGACAGGUCUUGUUCCCACCACCUCCAGUGGAUUCACAAGGAAGCAUCAACUCCUGCUGGGGAUUUUGUUAGUCCAUGGGAAUCACUCCUGACUCUCUCCUUUCAUAAUCUGUAUUGGUGGACCUGACUUCAGGGGUUUUACGAUAUUCUGUCAUGGUCGAUCCAGUUCCCUUUCAGACUGUCUGGAAGGGAGUCAUUUGGCACUCAACAUAACUUCUUCCCCUCCUUACUUUUUUUGUCUUAUCUUUUCUCCUUCUGCACUCCUCCCUUCCUAUUGGCUCAAAUUGACUGUCAUUAUUUUGGGCAAUUGAUUUAAGUGAUUCGAUGGACUUUGAGAAAGAAGGACCUGUGGGGCCAAUAUAAGGAAGUAAAGGAGAGAGAGAGAAGACACAGGCAGUAUAUUUUGAAUUUUGAAUCUUUCUAAGUAAUUUUUGUACUUUGCCUUCCUCAUAACGGUACUCAAGUCAAUAAAUGUUAAUAAGUGUUAUUUGAUUGACUUUCUGACUGACUUCCUUUUCCCACAGAGUUAAACAGAAGACUAGCUUCUGGAAGAAAAAAAUUUGACACAUCUUUGCCUGAUGGUACCAUCGCCCCAUCAGAUGACUCCUCGGUGUCCACAAUGACUGCCAACAAUACUUCAGGUUAUAAACAUCAAAUGAGCUUCCCUUGCUUCACAAACAUAUCAUGGAGCUCUUGCUACAAAACCUUCAAACUCAGCUUCACUAUUACCAACAUGUUUUACACAACAAAGAUGAAUCAAAAGGACUCCAGAACAUUCAAGGCUGCUGAGCAUAUCCUACAAAUCUUGCUCAAGGUAUUGUUUGGAAGCAGCAAGCUUGGCUCUCAGUAUUGUGGAUGCAGUGGCCUUUCACUGAGGUCUCUGAAGAACAGCAUAGCAACUGGAGUAGAUAUACUCUGCACUUUCAAGAAGGACUCCUCCAACCUUGUCCUGGACAAAAAGGUGGUUUCCUGGGAGCUGACUGAACAGCUCUGUAGAAGAGAGCUAAAACACCUGGUUAUAGACAAUGAUAGCCUCAUUGUGAAUGGGUAUCAACAUAAGCUGCCAGGAAUCAGAUCCACAAAGAGAAGUGAGGUUGCUGUAGGACCUGUCACCCAUAUCCCAGACCAUGGAGAACCAGGAAAAAUCAUGACAUCACUGACUAGUGGCCUCCUGAUCUGUGAAUCCCCUGUAAAUGCUAUAGAGAGUGACAUUGGUGUAGGGCCCUUCACCCAUAUCCCAGAACAUGGAGCACCAGGAGACAUGACAUCAGUGACCAGUGAAUCUACUGUAUGUGCCAUGGGAUUCUCUACUGAGACUUCAGGGACACUGAAGAAAGUGAGUGGAUCUGACCAGGGAAGAGAACGAACAAACUCCACCAGUAUCCCUAUGACUGGCUUUAUCGGGAGAGAUUCCAUUGCUGACACUGAAACGGACAUAACUGUCAUGGAGACAACUCCAAGAGCCACAGCCACUCAAGACCCACUUCUCACUAUGCCCACUGGAGCAGGUGACCUCAUCCCUGGGAUGCACAGGAGAAUGGUGUCCUCUCUCACCGAAACCUCAGUUCCAUCUGAGAUAUCCUCUGGAGUCACCAUUGCCAUUGCAAGGACCUCACUCUCCAUGACUCCAGUAGAAAUCACAGCUAGGCCCGGCUCCAGUGCUCCCUUAAACAUCAGCCUUUUGGGGACAAUUUUUUUUAUACCCCUUGCAGACAUACCUGUAGCUGAAAUAACUAUUGGAGAGAGUUCCAGUAUCCCCCUUUCUCCAUGGCCCACUCCAGUUGAUUUUUUGACUAUUGCUGUCUCAGCCCCAGGAGCUGUAAUCACCUCCAUAGUGCUUCUAUCUUAAA
Messenger RNA from Monodelphis domestica (gray short-tailed opossum), 2185 nucleotides. RefSeq lists its product as uncharacterized. NCBI's taxonomy places the organism in Eukaryota, Metazoa, Chordata, Mammalia, Didelphimorphia, Didelphidae. The record is from RefSeq and is a predicted model, not a curated record.